Molecule: messenger RNA, 1857 nt
Organism: Geodia barretti
Lineage: Eukaryota; Metazoa; Porifera; Demospongiae; Tetractinellida; Geodiidae
Source: the annotation of a GenBank genome assembly
AUGUGCGGCAUAGUUGGAUAUGUUGGAAGUCAGUCUGCCUGGCCCAUUGUACUGGAAGCCUUGCAGCGCCUUGAGUAUCGCGGCUAUGACAGCGCCGGCAUCGCCGUGUUGGACAGAUUUGGCCAGUUGCGCCUUCGCAAAACGGUAGGCAAGGUUGAUGGACUGACCCAGGGAGACGAGACAGACUACCCCGACGGAACUGUUGGAUUGGGUCAUACCCGCUGGGCCACCCAUGGACCGCCCACAGACGCCAACGCUCAUCCACUUACCGAGUGCCAUCGGCAAAUAGCCGUAGUGCAUAAUGGUAUUGUCGAAAACUACCUCGAACUCAAGCAAGGCCUUCAGCAGCAGGGCCACACCUUUUCAUCGGAAACCGACACUGAGGUUAUUGCCCACCUCAUCGAGGAGGGCAUGAGAGAAGGGUUACGGUUCCCCGAAGCCUUCAGACAGAUGGGUCGGCGUCUCGAAGGUUCUCAAGCCAUAGCAGCGGUUUGCCAGAGAGACCCCGACAAGGUCUGUGCAUUGCGAGUAGGCCAUGCCGGCGGGAUUGUUGUAGCUCACCGCGACGGUCAGGGGAUAGUAGGCAGUGACCUGCCGGCGGUUUUGCCAAUUCUUCGUCAGCGUCCGGGUCCUGUGGCUUACCUGGAAGCUGGAGAAAUGGCUGAGGUAACUCGCCUGGGAGUCCGAGUAUUUGACCUCGAAGGGAACAGCAUCUUCAAGGAAAUGCGCACCGUUUUCCCGCAAGAUGCGUUGGUGGACCGGGGUGGUUACCGGCACUUCAUGCUUAAAGAGAUCAUGGAGCAACCCCAGGUGGUGGCCGGCGCCCUUCGCGGUCGGGUCAACUUCGAUGCAGGCCGGGUGGAACUGCCGGACUUCCCAUUUCUUGAGGACGAGAUAAGGGACUUCCGCCGGGUUGUGUUGACCGGAUGUGGUACCAGCUUGCACGCGGCCCAUGUAGGUCGCUACCUCAUAGAACGCUUUGCCGGCUUGCCAGCCGAGGUAGAAAGCGCGUCGGAGUACCGUUACCGGGAGCCAUUUCUCGACUCGGACACUUUGGUGGUCGCUAUCAGCCAGUCCGGCGAAACGGCAGAUACUAUUGCCGCCAUGCAGGAUGCUAAAGAGAGGGGCGCUAGAUUAUUGUCCAUCUGCAAUUCCGAAGAAAGCCAGGCGGCACGUCUGGCAGACGGUUCCCUCUACAUGGGAUGUGGUAUGGAGAUCGGCGUUGCCAGCACCAAGACCUUCAUAGCCUCAGUUACCAUUCUCUUCCUGCUAGGCAUUUACCUGGGACAAGCCCGGGCGCGUCUCUCGCCUGAAGUGCGUAGGGACUUGAUUGCCGAUUUGGCAAGCACCCCCCGCCUGAUAGGAGAAAUGCUGGCUGACGUAUCGCAAUACAAGGUGCUGGCGCAGAAAUUCAGCGGCUACAACAGUUUUCUGUAUUUGGGAAGAGGCAUAAACUCCGCUAUAGCUCUUGAGGGAGCCCUGAAACUCAAGGAGGUCAGCUACAUUCACGCCGAGGGCUACCCUGCCGGCGAAAUGAAGCACGGCCCCAUUGCUUUGAUAGACCGGAAUAUGGCUACUUUGGCCCUGGCCCCGCGGGACCGCCUGUACGACAAGAUGGCCGGCAACAUAAAGGAAGUGAAGGCCCGGCGGGGAAUUGUCCUGGGUGUCUUGACGGAAGGCGAUACUGAGUUGGCAGCCGAAGUCGAUGACACAUUAUUUCUUCCCACGGCCCCCGAGCAUCUUUACCCCCUUCUGGCCACUGUUCCUUUGCAAUUGUUGGCCUAUUACAUAGCUCUGGACCGGGGUUGCGACGUCGAUCAGCCUCGCAACCUGGCCAAAUCGGUUACAGUGGAAUAG